Molecule: messenger RNA, 213 nt
Organism: Colletotrichum costaricense
Lineage: Eukaryota; Fungi; Ascomycota; Sordariomycetes; Glomerellales; Glomerellaceae
Exons: 2
Coding region: 1-213 (70 amino acids)
Source: RefSeq, a predicted model, not a curated record
AUGUACACACGGCGCCAGGUGGUCCCGUCACUGUCUUCAGUGUCUUGGAGAGAUCGUGGCUGUCUGAGGUCAGUGGUGGGUUUCCCCCAUUCGUUUCCAUGGUUGGCUGCCGAAUCGGAACCUAUCCAACGCCGCCCUCAAGCCCGUCGAGCCCGUCGAGCAACGGAUCACUCGCCGAGUCUGUCGAUGCGGAGGACCAUCUUGGAUUCUUGA